UUUCGGGGGUGGCUGUUUGUCGUCUGACCUUUCAGUGCGCCAUUUCACCAAGUUCGCGUGCCAACAUGGGGAAGAAGGUGUGCAACCCGAUAUCACCGCAUUUCUGGACCCAUGAAGAGCACUGCCGGUUCCUGGAAGCGUUGGAGAAGUGCGGCCACUGCACGCCGAGCAGUGCCGUGUGGACCAUGAUCGCAGAUUACGUCGGCACACGCACGUUCAAAGACGUCAAGCUGCACGCGAAUCGGUACUUUUUGCAGCUUCAAAUGGUGAACACGCAAAAGCGAAAAGAGAUGCACGCCAUGCAGCUGGUCGAUAGUCGGUGGACUGCCGCCGACGAUAAAUUGUUUGAAGAGGUGCUCGCCCAUUACACCAACUGCGCAUACUACCCGUGGGAUAUCAUUGCGACGAAAUUCACCAACAAAUCCGCCAAGAGUGUGCGGGAGCGAUACCAAAAGCUCAUGUUUGAUUUGGCCCUGAUUGAAAGCGGGCAUCACGUGACGAUGCAACUGAAGCACCCGUCAGCUCCGAAUGAUCCCAGAGAAACGGACGACGACACAAAUGACACCGAGUUCAUCAUUUACGACUGCAGCGUCACGAUCACCCCCGACGAAGAAGAUGUGUUCAUGACAGCUCUUGAAGAUGCGGUGAUCCCGCCGAAUGCGUCGACGGACUUGUUGGCCCGUGUUGCUUCAGCCAUCGUGGCGAUCUCAAGCCACGGCAACAAGAAACCCCCCAGCAGAACGCAAAUGGCGUUUACAAAGGAAGAGGCGGAUGCCGCCAUCGUUAAAGUCCUGGCGCUUCCUACCCUAGACGCGCCCAUGGUUCUCGAAACGAUCUUGACCGCACUCAACCUGAAAGACGACCCCACAUUCCUACCCCCUCCUGACAGUAAGCAAGCCAUGCGACCGACUGUACCCCCCUGCGUCGCAUUGGAACAUCAAGCGCAUUCGCACCCCACUCAGCAACACUACCAAUUCCCUCAACACCCACAACCGUCGCAGCACCACCCGAUGCACUACCAACACGGGUCGCAGUCGCCUCUCGUUUUGCAGCAAGCAUCUUAUCCCCACGCUCCCUCUGCGUCGUCAGGAUGCACUCUUUGAGCCACGAGGAGUGUUAUGAACACGACUGUGCUUCUCC
Molecule: messenger RNA, 1140 nt
Organism: Aphanomyces invadans
Lineage: Eukaryota; Oomycota; Saprolegniomycetes; Saprolegniales; Verrucalvaceae
Exons: 2
Coding region: 66-1103 (345 amino acids)
Molecular function (GO): DNA-binding transcription factor activity
Source: RefSeq, a predicted model, not a curated record